UUUUGAAUGUUUGGUUGGGGGUUGGGAUGAGUUUUGAUACUAAAACUUUUGUUCGUGUUGUUUCUCAAUAGCUUGUUGAUUUAAGGAACUAAUUGUUUUUAUAAUAUGGAUUCUGAUAGAAAUACCGAAGAUAUUUUACCAUACCUUGAGAAGUUGAAGAUUUCUGCAUUCAAAAAAGUAGAUUUAAUUAGAAAUCAAGUACAGAAUGUGACAAUAGGACCUUCUGCAACUAUUCCAAGAACUGAUAUUACCCAAGCGAAAAAUGUUCUACCCGCACAAGAUACCAAAGUGGAAGCUGAGGUCAAAAUUAAAAGGAGUCCAGAUGAAACUCAAACCCAGAUCAAAGGGGCUGAAGAAAAUAAUUCCUUAAUACCUUUUCGUCAAGUUCUCAAAGAGUAUGAAUAUUUGCGACAGCGAAAGGUCCAAGAGGCUAUGCAAAGUCAUUCUAAAAAAUUUGAAUUAUUUUCUGCUCAGCAAAGUAUGAAUAGGAAACAAAGUUGGCUGCUUCAACAGCAGAAACUUGAACAAAAUAAACACCUUUAUGAGGAAGAAGUGAUAACUGCUCUGAAAAAAUAUGAUGAGGAAAAACUCAAUGAACAGAAAAUAAUAAAACAACAUCAACAGAAGUUAGAGUCUGAAAAAAAAAAGAUAGCUGCGGCAAUAGAAGCAAAAAAAAAGGAGAAUGAAAUGCUCAAUCAUUGCUUAGAUAAUCAGAGUAAGUUUCAGUCAGCGUUUCAGGACAUAAUGAUGAAUAUUAAAAAUUGUCAAGAUAAUGCAUUAAAAGCAGAAUUAGCAGAAAGUUGGAAACACUGUAAGGAACUAAGUGAUCUAAUGGAAGGUUUGAUGCAGAAGUGCAAAACUAAAGUUUCAGAACAAGAAAAAGAUAUGAUUGAAAUGGUUUUGAAAAGAAUGUACGAGUUACAACUAAAAAUAAAUCAAAUGAUAAAGGGAUAUAACGAAAAAAAAGCUAAGGAUGAAGCAGAGGUUAGUUAUUCUUUGAAAAGUGAUAUACCUGAAAAGACAGUUACUGAUGUUCAUAGCAUGUCUGUUCCAAAAGAACAAAAGGAACAGUCUGUUUCUCCCCUUACAGAAUAUAUAGGUAAAUCACAAUUGGAAGUAUACACUGCAAUAAUGGAAUUCCAUCAAAAAUAUGUUAAUUCUUUUAAAGACUUCUUGAACUUGGAGGAAUUUAAGCAAUUCAGAUUUGACUGCAAGAAAGCUGUUAAUUUAUCUGUGAACACAAUUUCAGCAGUUAGUUCUCAACAUCUUCAUGACAAAUAUGUGAAACUUUCUAAUCUUUUGAGUGGGAAAAAUACAGUUAUAGGCGACUUUCAAAUUAUUGCUUCAAAGCACCCUAAAGGUAUAUCCUAUUGUAUAGACUUACUCGCAAAAAAAUUUGUACUGCAAGGUGAUCUUAUGGUAUCUUGUAAUCCAGAAUCGGCAUUUGCAUUUGCUACAAUUAUCAUUUCAAUAUGGAAUGAGAGUCCUGAUUUUGGUAAAAUUCUGCUGGCAUACUUUUUCAAAGAUUGUGUAUAUUUGAUUCCCUUUUACCCACCAAGAAUAAUUAACCAAACUGAUCAAGAGUAUUACAAAAGUCAGGGAUACAGAUACACUGAUGAUAAAGUAGAGGAGCAAGAUAAAUUCUUAAAACGAAUGGCAGGAACAAUGAGACUGUAUUUUGCUAUUUUAAUAUCAAAUCCUAAAAGAAGUCAAAGCAGACAUCCAUAUUCAAUUAAUCAUGCUUGGACUUGGUUCAUUUCAGUUUUGAAAUUGAAACCUAGAUUAGAUAUUACCGCCACCAUGCUUCAUACAUUUUUUGAUACAAUUGGUUUUGAAAUGCAGAAAGUUUAUGGAAAGCAGUUUUCAAAAGUCAUGAAAUACUUCAUUGAAGAAUUCUUUCCUUUAAUGAAAAAAAUUGACAGUGGUGGACCUGUUACCCGAUUAGAUUGUUUGAUGCAAGAAUUUAAAGAAAAUGGCAAUAAAUUCCUUGUGCCAAAAGGACUUUUAUCUGAAAAUUUUUGGUGAAAUAUAGUGCUUCUCAUCCUAAAUUUACAGAAUUUUUCCUGCUUGUAUAUACAUGAACAUCUAUAUAAAUAUUGUAUAUUUUUAAUUCUGAUUUUUUUGAUUGAGUAAAUUGAAUGUGCCUAUUUUA
This is a messenger RNA of Coccinella septempunctata (seven-spotted ladybird), 2152 nucleotides long. Its product is annotated as nucleoporin Gle1. The transcript has a single exon. The record is from RefSeq and is a predicted model, not a curated record. Lineage: Eukaryota; Metazoa; Arthropoda; Insecta; Coleoptera; Coccinellidae. Gene Ontology annotation, biological process: regulation of translational termination; regulation of translational initiation; poly(A)+ mRNA export from nucleus. Gene Ontology annotation, molecular function: inositol hexakisphosphate binding; translation initiation factor binding; phospholipid binding. Gene Ontology annotation, cellular component: cytoplasm; nuclear pore; nuclear pore cytoplasmic filaments. Bases 106 to 2025 code for a protein of 639 amino acids.